AAAGGAAACUGCAAAGAAUAUUUUGUUCGACAGUGUAGGCUAUGCCAUGUAUAUAUCUCGCAAACUACUAAUACUACUACUAAUACAAUUGAAACUAUGUAUUUUACAUGGCUUGAUUCAACCAUCACUUUGCGGGUGGUGUGUGGCAGCCUCAGACUUCCGCUGGCAGUGCAGAUUCAGCAAAGCAGGUCAUCUUCACCGGAGCCUCUCGACUCACCAGCUAUUUAAACAUCCCAAAGCCGGAUACAGACCAAGGCGCUGCCUUUCGACGGCUCUUUAAAUUUAAACAGGGAUUUUGUGAAACGGGCCGGCGGACAUUCGCAAGUCAACCAGGUAGCAGUAUUUAUGGCUGUAUAACAAGUCGCGGAGAGGUACCGCGGUUGGACCAGUGCAGUCAAGGUUGUUAACGCCAUGGAGGAGCUGAAGGAAAGUACUAAGAGGUAUCCGUUGUUGCGGGCUGCAUCUGAGGAGAGCUCCAGUGAGCUAAGCAGCUUUCCAUUCCCAGGAGACACUCUGCCCUGGAACCUCCCUAAACACCACCGGAUCAAACGCUCCAAGUCUGCUUCUGGAGACGUGCACGUGCACGUGCUGGACCCGGCGGAGAGGGCUGUCUUUCGUAUCGCAGAUGAACGGGACCGGGUACAGAAAAAGACCUUCACGAAAUGGGUCAACAAGCACUUGAUAAAGGCCCAGCGGCAUAUCACUGACCUGUACGAGGACCUCAGAGAUGGACACAACCUCAUCUCCCUGCUGGAGGUGCUCUCUGGAGAGACACUGCCGAGGGAGCGUGACGUUGUCAGGAACUCGCGGUUGCCCAGGGAGAAGGGGCGCAUGCGCUUCCACAAACUGCAGAAUGUACAGAUCGCACUGGACUUCCUCAAACACAGACAGGUUAAACUGGUCAACAUCAGGAAUGAUGACAUCGCCGAUGGAAACCCCAAGCUGACCCUGGGCCUGAUAUGGACCAUCAUCCUUCACUUCCAGAUCUCAGACAUCCAGGUGAAUGGCCAGUCAGACGACAUGACGGCGAAGGAGAAGCUGCUGCUGUGGUCCCAGCGCAUGGUGGAGGGAUACCACGGGAUGCGCUGCGACAACUUCACCACCAGCUGGAGGGACGGCAAGCUCUUCAACGCUGUCAUACACAAACACAGCCCUACUCUGAUUGACAUGAGUAAGGUGUACCGACAGACUCAUGUAGAGAACCUGGAGCAGGCCUUCAGUGUGGCAGAGAGAGACCUGGGCGUCACUCGGCUGCUCGACCCAGAAGAUGUGGAUGUGCCACACCCAGACGAGAAGUCCAUCAUCACAUACGUGUCCUCCCUGUAUGACGUCAUGCCCUGUGUACCUGACGUCCAGGAUGAGGUGAAAGCCAAUGAGCUGGAGCUGCGCUGGCAGGAGUACUAUGAGCUGGUGACCCUGCUGCUGCAGUGGAUCAGACACCACAUCAUCGUGUUUGAGGAGAGGAAGUUCCCUACCAGCUAUGAGGAGAUUGAGGUUCUUUGGCGCCAGUUUCUGAAGUUCAAGGAGACAGAGCUGCCUGCAAAGGAAGCAGACAAGAAUCGAUCCAAACACAUCUACAUGUCUUUUGAGGGUGCAGUUCAGGUGGGUAAUGUCAAGGUUCCCCCUGGGUACCAGCCUAUUGAUGUGGAGAAGGAGUGGGGUCGUCUCCAUGUAGCCAUACUGGAGAGAGAGCGUCUUCUAAGGACAGAAUAUGAGAGGCUGGAGCGGCUGCAGAGGAUUGUCAGUAAGGUCCAGAUGGAGUCCGGGUUGUGUGAGGAGCAGCUCAACCAGGUUGAGGGUUUGCUACAGAUGGAUGUCCGUUUGCUGAACUCAGGAAAGCCUGCUAUGCACACAGCAGAGGUAGAGACAGACCUGGACGAGGCAGAGGGCAUGAUCCGCUACCUCUUCAACGACGUGCAGCUGCUGAAGGACGGACGCCACCUACAAGCUGAACAGAUGUACCGCAGAGUGUACCGUCUCCACGAGCGGCUGGUGAACCAGCGCAGUGAGUACAACCUGAGCCUGAAGUCCGGAGUGACUACCACCCAGAUAUCCAUGUCCCAGAUGCAGACCCUUCAGCAGGUUCCCAUGAGGGUGCGUCCCGAGCUGGAUGAGGUGACCCUGUGCUACAUCCAGGACCUGCUGGCUUGGGUUGAGGAGAACCAGAGGUGGGUGGACCAGGGGGAAUGGGGCUCGGACCUGCACACCGUGGAGUCCCGGCUGGGCAGCCACCGCGGCCUGCACCAGUCAGUGGAGGAGUUCCAUGCUAAGAUCAACAGAGCAAAAGCAGACGAGAGUCAGCUCUCCCCUGUCAGCAAAUGUGCCUACAGAGACUACUUACCCAAGCUGGAGUUGCAUUAUAGCAAGCUUCUGAGUUCUUCCAAGGCUCGUCUGUGCAGCCUGGAUGAGCUUCAUGCCUUUGUCACUGCAGCCACCAAGGAGUUGAUGUGGCUGAAUGAGAAAGAGGAGGAGGAGGUUAACUAUGACUGGAGCGAACGCAAUACCAACAUGAAUGCCAAGAAAGACAACUACUCGGGGUUGAUGAAAGAGCUGGAGCACAGAGAGAAGCGGGUCAACAGUGUCCAGGUCCAAGGAGACAAACUGCUGAAGGAGGGUCACCCUGCCAAGAAGUCUGUAGAGGCCUUCACUAAAGCCUUGCAGACCCAGUGGAGCUGGAUCCUGCAGCUUUGCUGUUGCAUCGAGUCCCACCUGAAAGAGAACACCUCCUACUUCCAAUUUUUCUCAGACGUGAAAGAGGCAGAGGAGAAGAUGAAAAAGAUGCAGGAGACUAUGAAGAAGAAGUACACGUGUGACCGUAACAUCACUGUCACACGACUCGAGGACUUGUUACAGGACGCAGUUGAUGAGAAGGAGCAACUGAAAGAGUUUAAGACCCACUUGAAUGGGCUGAACCGGAGGGCCAAGACCAUUGUCCAGCUGAAGCCACGCAACCCUGGUACACCAGUCAAGGGUAAAGUGCCUGUCCAGGCCAUCUGCGACUUCAAACAGACGGAGAUCACGGUCCACAGAGGGGAAGAGUGUGCGCUGAUGGACAACUCUCAGCCGUACAAGUGGAAAGUACAGAACCCCAAAGGCAGCGAGGCUACUGUGCCCUCCAUCUGUUUCCUGGUUCCACCCACCAAUAAGGACGCAGUGAGCGGUGUCUCAGGUCUGAACGAAAGUCACCAGAACCUGCUGGCCCUGUGGCAGAUGCUGCACGUGGACAUGAAGAGCCUCAUGUCCUGGCAGUACCUGAUGAGAGACAUCCACCUCAUCAGCUUAUGGAACAUUACCAUGUUUAGGACUCUGACGGUGGAGGAGUACAGGCUAGCAUUGAGGAACCUGGAGCUCCACUACCAAGACUUUCUAAGAGACAGCCAGGACUCCCAGGUCUUUGGGGCAGAUGACCGAAUGCAGGUGGAGAGUGGCUACCAAAAGGCCAGCCAGCACUACGAAGGACUGCUGCACUCUGUGGAGAAAGGUGAGGAAGAUGAAUCUGAGUGCCGGAGCUACCUGACCAAGAUCAAGAACCUGCGUCUGAAGCUGGAGGUCUGUGAGACUCGCACCAUUACACGUCUGCGUCAGCCCGUGGACAAGAACCCGCUCAUGGCUUGCGCACAGAGGACCACUGAGCAGAAGAAAGUCCAGUCAGAGUUGGAGGACUUGAAGAAAGAACUGACCAAUAUGGCUGAGAAGACAAAGAAGGUGCUGGCAUCCUCUCAGCAGUCCAGCUCCGCCCCAGUACUGUGCUCUGAGCUGGAUAUUACGCUGAAGAAGAUGGAGCACGUCUACAGCCUGUCCUCCGUGUACCUGGACAAACUGCAAGCCAUCGACAUAGUGAUCUGCAGCACAAAGGGAGUAGAGGACACCCUCAAAAAGUACGAAGCCCGUUUACGUGAUGUCAAUAAGAUGCCAACAGACGAAAAAGAGGUGGAGAACUACCGCACCCAGCUAAAGACAAUGCUUGGCGAGGCCGAGGAUGACCAGAAUACGUUCGACACUCUCCAGGAGGAACUGCAGAAGGCGAUGGUCGUAAACGAGCGGAUGACGCAGGUCCACAGCGAGCACGAUGCCGAGCUGGAACACUUUCGCCAAGUAGUGGCUGUGCUAGAGGAGCGCUGGCAGGCCGUGUUCGCCCAGAUAGACCUGCGCCAACGCGAGCUGGACUUGCUGGGGAGGCAGAUGCACUCCUACCACGAGAGCUAUGACUGGCUCAUCAGAUGGCUCAAUGAUGCCAAGCAGAGGCAGGAGAAAAUCCAGGCUGUGCCCAUCGGUGACAGCAAGGUCCUCAAGCAGCAGUUGGCACAGGAGAAGAAACUCCUAGAAGAGAUCGAGAAAAACAAAGAUAAGGUUGAGGAGUGUCAAAAACAUGCAAGGUCAUAUAUUGAUGCAGUCAAGGACUAUGAGCUUCAGUUGGUGACGUACAAAGCUCUAAUGGCACCUAUGGCUUCGCCCCUAAAGAAAACCAAAAUGGAGUGUGCAUCUGACAAUAUCAUCCAAGAGUAUGUGACUCUGAGAACCCGCUACAGUGAACUGAUGACUCUGACCAGCCAGUACAUCAAGUUCAUUAUGGAGACACAGCGCCGACUUGAGGAUGAGGAGACAGCUACUGAAAUACUAAAGAAGGAGGAGAGAAAAAAGUUGGCUGAGAUGCAGGCUGAAUUAGACAAACAAAGGCAGUUAGCUGAGGCACACAUCAAAGCUAUCACUAAAGCGGAACAAGAAGCCCAGGAACUCAAGUUAAAGAUGAAAGAAGAGGUCAGCAGGAGGGAGGUUGUGAAAGUAGAUUCUGAGAAACAGAAGCACAACAUACAGCAGGAGCUGCACGAACUCAAGAACCUGUCAGAGCAGGAGAUCCAAACCAAGAGCCAGCAGGUUGAGGAGGCACUGUAUAGUCGUACCAAGAUGGAGGAGGAGAUCCAUAUCAUCAGAAUCCAAUUAGAGACUACCAUAAAGCAAAAAGCCACAGCUGAGGCCCAACUUCAGCAGCUCAGGGACAUGGCUGCCGAGGCUGAGAGACUGAGGAAAGUUACUCAGGAGGAGGCAGAGAAGCUUCGCAAGCAGGUGAAUGAAGAGACUCAGAAAAAGCGCAACGCAGAGGAGGAGCUGAAUCGCAAAACAGAGGCAGAACAAGAAGCUGCCAAGCAAAAGCAGAAGGCCCUGGAUGAGUUGCAGAAGUUCAAAAUGCAAGCUGAAGAGGCAGAGAGGCGCAUGAAACAGGCAGAAGAGGAGAAGCAUAGGCAGGUCAUGGUUGCGGAGGAGGUGGCACAGAAGAGUGUCACCACCGAACUGCAGACCAAACGUAUGUCCUUUAAUGAGAAGGCAGUAAAGCUUGAGGCAUCACUGAAACAAGAACAGGUCACUGUUAUUCAGUUGCAGGAAGAGGCAGAGUAUCUCAAGAAGCAACAAGAAGAUGCCAACAAAGCCAGGGAGGAAGCAGAGAAGGAGCUUGAAAAGUGGAGGCAGAAAGCCAAUGAGGCACUCCGUUUGAGGCUCCAGGCUGAGGAAGAAGCCCACAAGAAGAGCCAGGCUCAGGAGGAAGCAGAGAAACAGAAAGAGGAAGCUGAGCAAGAGGCAAAGAAAAGGGCUAAGGCUGAAAAGGCUGCUCUUAAGCAAAAGGAAAUGGCAGAGAAGGAGCUGGAUAAACAGAGGAAAUUGGCAGAGGGAACAGCACAGCAGAAACUCUCUGCAGAACAAGAGUUAAUUCGCCUAAGGUCUGACUUUGACCAUGGUAAGCAACAGAGGUCUUUAUUGGAUGAAGAGCUCCAGCGCCUGAAAAAUGAGGUGAAUGCUGCAGUAAAAGAAAGGAAACAGCUAGAAGAUGAACUGGCCAAAGUGAGAAGUGAAAUGGAAGUUCUUCUUCAGCUGAAGUUGAAAGCUGAGAAGGACACCAUGUCUACAACAGAGAAAAGCAGAAAUCUCCUCGAGUCUGAGGCAUCAAAAAUGAGGCAACUAGCUGAAGAGGCGACUAAGCUGAGAUCAAUCGCUGAAGAGGCAAAGAAGCAGAGGCAGGUAGCGGAGAAUAAUGCGGCUCGGCAAAGAGCAGAGGCUGAGAAGAUACUCAAGGAAAAACUGGCAGCCAUUAAUGAAGCAAUUGGCCUGAAAACUGAAGCUGAGAUUGCCCUGAAGGAUAAAGAGGCAGAAAAUGAGAGACUUAGGAGAAAAGCCGAAGAUGAGGCUUAUCAGAGAAAGGUCUUAGAAGACCAAGCAAAACAGCACAAGCAAGACAUUGAUGAAAAGAUCACCCAGCUUAUGAAGACUUCUGAUUCUGAAUUGGAGAGGCAGAAGAAGAUUGUAGAGGAAACUCUUAAGCAGAGGAGGGUGGUCGAGGAGGAGAUUCGCAUCCUAAAACUAAACUUUGAGACUGCAUCAACAGGCAAGUUGGAUCUUGAAUUGGAGUUGAACAAGCUUAAAGGCAUUGCAGAUGAGACACAUAAGAACAGAGUCAAGGCUGAGGAAGAGGCAGAGAAACUCAGAAAGCUUGCUUUAGAGGAGGAGAACAAAAGAAAACAAGCUGAAGAGAAAGUUAAAAAGAUCACUGCUGCAGAGGAAGAAGCAGCGCAACAAUGCCAUGCAGCUCAGAAAGAGGUUGAGCGCCUCAAAACGAUUGCUGCCGAUGCUAACAAGCAGAAGGACAAUGCUGACAAAGAAACAGAGAAACAGAUUAUUCUAGCCAAAGAGGCUGCACAGAAAUGUAGUGAUGCAGAAAAGAGAGCACAGGAUGUUCUGGUCAAGCAGAAAGAGGACAAUCUUUCCCAGGGCAAGCUCAAAGAGGAGUUUGAAAAGGCUAAGAAACGUGCUCAAGAAGCUGAGAAGGCCAAGGAGAAAGCUGAGAAAGAGGCUGCUUUACUCCGUCAAAAAGCAGAGAAUGCUGAGAAACAGAAGAAAGCAGCUGAAGCUGAGGCUGCCAAACAGGCCAAGGCUCAGGGGGAUGCUGUGAGACUGAAGAAGGAAGCAGAGCAGGAGGCUGCAAAGCGAGCAGAAGCUGAGGCUUCUGCUCUGAAACAGAAGCAGCAGGCAGACGCAGAGAUGGCCAAGCACAAAAAGCUAGCUCAACAAACAUUGAAGCAGAAGACACAAGUUGAGCAGGAGCUAGCAAAGGUGAAACUGCGACUGGAUGAGACUGAUAAGCAGAAAUAUGUUUUAGAUGAGGAGCUUCAGCGCCAGAAGGAUGAAGUUAGCAAUGCAGUCAAGCAGAAAGUUCAAGUUGAGGAUGAGCUAUUUAAGGUCAAGGUCCAGAUGGAGGAGCUGGUCAAACUUAAGCUUAGAAUUGAGAAUGAGAAUCAACGUCUCAUGAGUAAAGACAAAGCUAAUGCUCAGAAAUUCCUGGAAGAGGAAGCUGAGAACAUGAAGAAGCUAGCAGAGGAUGCUGCCAGGCUAAGCUUAGAAGCUCAGGAGGCAGCCCGAGAGAGACAGAUUGCAGAGUCCGAGCUUGCCGAACAGAGGGCUCUUGCUGACAAAAUGCUGAAGGAGAAUAUGCAAGCUAUCCAAGAAGCAACUAAACUGAAAGCUGAGGCAGAGAAGCUCCAGAAACAAAAGGACAAGGCUCAGGAGCAGGCCCAAAAACUGCUGGAGGACAAGCAGCAAAUGCAGCAGCGUCUUGAUGAGGAGACAAAGGGCUUCCAAAAAUCUCUAGAGGCUGAGCGCAAGAGGCAGCGUGAAACAACUGCAGAAGCAGAGAAAUUGAAGCUUAGGGUGACACAGCUCAGUGAUGCUCAGUCCAAAGCAGAGGAGGAGGCCAUGAAAUUCAAAAAACAAGCUGAUGAGAUCAGAGUUUGUCUCCAAGAGAAAGAGCAAAAUGCUUCAGAAAAAGUCAUUGUAGAUAAACUGGAGGGGCAGAGAUUACAGAGAAGCAAACAGUCUGAUGAGUUAUGUAAAACCAUAGCUGACCUUGAGAAAGAAAAGGAGAAAUUACAAAAAGAGGCUGCAGAUCUACAGACUAAGUCUAAAGAGAUGGCCAAUGCCCAACAAAAACAAAUUAAAAAGGAAAAGAUAAUUAUUGAGCAGACUAUCCUGACAGAAAAAGAAAUGUUGCUGAAAAAAGAAAAGCUCAUUGAGGAAGAGAAAAAUAAGCUUGAGAAACAGUUUGAGGAUGAGGUCAAGAAGGCCAAAGCCCUCAAAGAUGAGCAGGAUCAUCAAAGGAAGCAGAUGGAACAGGAGAAGAAGAAACUCCAGGCUACCAUGGAUGCCGUUUUGAAAAAGCAGAAGGAUGCUGAGGAGGAGAUGUGCAAUAAGCAGAAAGAGAUGCAGGAUCUUGAAAAUAAAAGGCUUGAACAAGAGAAUUUGUUGAAUGAGGAGAAUACAAAGCUUCGUGAGAAGCUGCAGCAACUUUCUACACCUAAAAAGUCAGUAACACCCCACACUAAAGAAAGGGAGAUUCAAACUGAUGAGGUCCCUGAAGAUCAGCUAAUUGCAAUGACAAUGGUGGGGACUACAAAUAAAGUAUUCAAUGGGUCUGAAGUAGUAGAUGGUGCAAAGAAAAACAAAGAUUCACCAUUUGCUUUUGAUGGGAUUAGGGACAAGGUUCCUGCCAGCAGGCUCCAUGACAUUGGUAUACUGAACAAAACGGACUUUGACAAGCUGAAAACGGGGAAAACCACAGUGCAAGACCUGAGCAAGACCGAGAAGGUGAAAACAUGUCUCAAAGGCAAAAAUAGUGUUGGCGGAGUCUUGACCCCAGCCAAGCAGAAAAUGAGUGUGUAUCAGGCCAUGAAAGAGAAUAAACUUUCUCCUGGUGCUGCCACAAUGCUCCUUGAAGCUCAGGCAGCAUCUGGGUACCUCAUUGAUCCAGUGAAAAACAGAAUGCUCUCUGUGGAUGAAGCUGUAAAGGAGGAAUUAAUAGGUCCAGAACUCCAUAACAAAAUGCUUUCUGCAGAAAAAGCAGCUACUGGUUACAAAGAUCCUUAUACUGGAGACAAAAUCUCACUCUUUGAGGCCAUGAAAAAGGGUCUGAUUGAACAAGACCAGGCCGUUAGACUUCUGGAUGCUCAGAUUGCAACUGGUGGAAUAAUUGACCCUGUCAAUAGUCACCGUGUACCACUCCAGACAGCCUAUAAGCAGGGCCAAUUGGAUUCUGAGAUGAACAGAACUUUAUCAAACCCUACUGCUGACUCAAAGUUAUUCAUUGACCCAAGCACUCAGGAGAGCCUCACUUAUCAGCAACUAUUGGAGAGGUGCACCUCAGAUGCAGAGACAGGCCUACUUGUGUUACCAAUCACAGAGAGCGCUGCACAAAGUGACAAGACCUACACAACUGAAGAGACUAAAGAUGUACUCACUAAAGCAAAUAUCUCUGUUCUAUUUGGAAGAUUCCAAGGAAAGACUGUGACCAUUUGGGAAAUCAUUAACUCAGAGUAUUUUACAGAGCCACAGAGGAAGGAUCUGAUUCAUCAGUAUAAGACCGGAAAAAUCACAAUAGAAAAAUGUAUCAAAAUUGUCAUUAGUGUUGUGGAAGACAAAGAGAAGAAGAAUGAAAUUGUGUUUGAUGGUCUGAGGACUCCUGUCACUGCAGCUGAACUUCUAGAAUCAAAUAUCAUCAAUAAAGACUUGUUCAACAAAUUGCAUAAUGGCAAAACAACUGUCAUUGAAAUCUCUGAGAUGGAGUGUGUUAAGAAAGCCUUAAGAGGAACACCUAGCAUUGCUGGAGUGAUCGUUGAGUCAACCAAGGAGAAAAUACCAUUCUAUCAAGCCGUAAAGAAACAGAUGCUCUCUCCCGAGACUGCAUUGACUCUUCUUGAGGCUCAAGCUGGGACUGGAUUUAUAAUUGACCCUGUCAAAAAUCAGAAGCUCACUGUGGACGAGGCUGUUAAAUCAGGUCUUGUUGGUCCAGAGAUGCAUGAAAAACUUCUGUCUGCAGAGAGAGCUGUUAAUGGCUACAAAGAUCCCUACACUGGAAAGAAUGUAUCCCUAUUUCAGGCAAUGUUUAAAGACCUUAUUAAGAAAGACCAGGGUAUCCGUCUGCUAGAGGCUCAGCUUGCAACUGGAGGUAUAAUUGAUCCAGUCAAAAGUUAUCGCAUCCCACAUGAUGUUGCCUGUAAACGUGGAUAUUUUGAAGAAGAAAUGAACAAGACCUUGAGCAACAACACUGAUGAAACUAAAGUAUACUUUGAUCCUAACAUGUGGGAGAAUGCAUCUUAUGUACAACUCAUGAAAAAAUGUGUCACUGACAAAGAGACUGGUUUUCCAUUUCUUCCGCUCUCAGAGAAAGCAAUUCAAAAGUCAAAAGAGAAACAAAAGUCAAAAGAGGAUCAUCAAUACACUGAGUUCCAGAUCAAAGAUGCCUUGAAUCAGGCAACAAUGGAGCUGCAGUAUGGACCUUUCAAAGGAAGGAAAGUCACUAUUUGGGAGAUCAUACACUCUGAAUAUAUUACAGAGGAACAAAGAAUCGAGUUGAUUCAACAGUACAGAACUGGAACAGUGACUAUUGAAAGAAUUAUUACAAUCCUUGUCACAAUGGUUGAUAAAAAGGAGACCAAGAAACAGGAAAAAGAACAGGCCAGCUUUAAAGGUCUUAGAGUACCUGUCACAGCCAGCUCAUUGUUUGAAUCCAAAAUAAUUGAUAAAGCUACAUAUGAUCAACUCCAACAGGGCGAAAAGAAGCCGAAAGAAAUCAGUGACAUGGACUCAGUCAGGAAAUACUUGCAAGGAACAGAUGGACAGAUUGCAGGCAUCUAUAUGGGUGACUCAAAGGAAAAGGUUAGCAUUUAUCAAGCAAUGAAGAAAAAUAUAUUGAGACAAAAUACAGGUCUUGCAUUACUCGAGGUACAAGCAGCAACUGGUUUCAUUAUCGAUCCUGUCAAAAACCAGAGGUACACUGUGGAUGAUGCUGUGAAAGCAGGAGUCGUUGGUCCUGAGGUUCAUGAGAAACUUCUUUCAGCUGAGAAAGCAGUGACUGGUUUCAGAGAUCCAUACACAGGCAACAUUAUUUCCCUCUUCCAGGCCAUGAAGAAGGAGCUUGUGCUACGAGAACAUGCCAUUCCCCUGUUGGAAGCUCAGAUGGCCACAGGAGGGAUUAUUGACCCAGUCAGCAGCCACCGUGUUCCAAAUGAUGUGGCCUUCCAACGUGGCUAUUUCAAUAAGCAGAUGGCUAAGACCUUUACUGACCCCUCAGGGGAUAGCAAAGCCUUCGUUGAUCCCAACACUAAUGAAAGUUACACCUAUAAACAACUGCAAGAGAAAUGCAUAAGGGACCCAGAUACCGGUCUGUGCUUUCUGCCGCUAUCAAAGGCUGAAGCUCAAAGUCCAGUGGAAAAGUCCUACGUAUACACAGAAGAACAGGCACGGACAGACUUGAGUAACAGUCAAGUGGAUAUCCCUCAUCAGGCCUAUGGAGGGAAGGUAAUGACCCUAUGGGAUGUCAUGAUCUCAAACCUGCUCCCUGAGGAGGAAAAGCUAAGGCUCCUGGAACAGUAUCGCCGUGGGCAAAUCACAAAGGAGAGAAUGAUCAUCAUCGUCAUUGAAAUCAUUGAACAAAGGGAGAUACUGAAAGUAGAGCAGAGCAUGUCCUGUGAUGUGAUCAGACGAAGAGUCACUAUUGAGGAGCUCUACAGUUCUCGCAUUAUCGACCUUCAAACAUACAAUCUGUUAAAGCAAGAGAAGAAAACUAUCCGUGAGGUUAUGGAAAUGCCAUCUGUAAAGCAGUAUCUGUUUGGCACUGGCAGUAUUGCUGGAAUCCUCUCAGACUCCCCCUCUAAGGUCAGUAUUUACCAGGCAUUGAAGAGAGGUCUCAUUAAGCCUGAUUUUGCUACCAGUCUCCUGGAGGCCCAAGCAGCAACAGGAUUCAUCAUUGACCCUGUGAAAGAUGAAUUGCUAACUGUUGACGAGGCUGUGCGCAAAGGGAUAGUCGGCCCUGAAAUCCAUGACAAACUUCUUUCUGCCGAGAGGGCAGUCACUGGCUACAAGGAUCCUUACAGUGGAAAAGUAAUCUCUCUCUUCCAAGCGAUGAAAAAAUACCUUGUUCCUGAGGACUAUGCCCUGAGGCUCCUUGAAGCCCAGGCUUCCACUGGAGGCCUUAUGGAUCCAGAAUACUACUUCCACCUUCCCACAGAUGUUGCCAUGCAACGCGGGUACAUCAAUAAGGAAACAUAUGACAGGAUCACUGAUCCAAACUGUGAUGUAAAAGGUUAUGUUGAUCCAACCACAGAGGAGAGACAGACCUAUGCCCAACUGCUGAAGAGAUGCAAAGUUGAUAAAGAGAGUGGUCUGCGAUUACUUUCAAUGGCAGACAGAAGGCUGCUUUUUAAGGGUCUCAGAAAGAAAGUGACAUUGGAUGAGCUGCUUUGUUCGCAGAUUAUUGACCAAAAGACAUACAAUGAUCUCACUGAAGGCCUUAUCUCAGUAGAAGAGGUCAGCCGAGAAGUGAAGAAGUACCUUGAGGGCACAAGCUGCAUUGCCGGAGUAUAUGUAGAAUCUAGCAAAGACCGCCUGUCAAUCUACCAAGCAAUGAAAAAGAACAUGAUAAGACCCGGGACAGCCUUUGAACUUCUUGAGGCUCAAGCAGCAACAGGAUAUAUAAUUGACCCAAUAAAGAACCUGAAGCUGAAUGUUGGUGAAGCUGUUAAAAUGGGAGUCGUUGGUUCAGAGUUCAAAGACAAGCUCAUCUCUGCUGAGCGUGCCGUUACAGGCUACAGGGAUCCGUACUCUGGCAAGACCAUCUCUCUAUUCCAGGCCAUGAAAAAGGGUCUCAUUCUGAAAGAACACGGCAUUCGACUAUUGGAAGCCCAAAUUGCCACUGGUGGGAUCAUUGAUCCAGAAGAGAGUCACCGCUUGCCAGUUGAGAUGGCCUACACACGUGGUUUGUUUGAUGAGGAGAUGAAUGGCAUUCUUACAGACCCAUCUGAUGACACUAAAGGCUUCUUUGACCCUAACACUGAGGAGAACCUCACUUACCUGCAGCUGAUGGAGCGAUGCCUGAUUGACCCGGAAACUGGACUUGCACUUUUGCUGUUAAAAGAAAAGAAACGUGAGAGGAAGACAUCCUCCAAAUCGUCUGUGCGUAAACGUAGAGUAGUCAUUGUUGACCCAGAGACAGGCAAAGAGAUGUCUGUGUAUGAGGCAUAUCACAAAGGACUUAUAGAUCACCAGACUUACACGGAGCUUGCAGAGCAGGAGUGUGAGUGGGAGGAGAUUACUAUCUCCUCAUCUGAUGGUGUUGUGAAGUCCAUGAUCAUUGAUAGAAGGACUGGCCAACAGUAUGAUAUUGAUGAUGCCACCACAAAGGGCCUCAUUGACCAGUCUGCUCUGGAUCAGUACCGUGCUGGCACUCUGUCCAUCACAGAGUUUGCGGACAUGCUGUCCGGAAACAUAAGUGGCACCAGAUCUAGGUCAUCCUCCUUUGGGUCCACAUCAUCUCACUCCAAUAGUUCAGCCCCCUCUAUCAAACCCCCAGCAACAAUAUGGAAUGACCCAACAGAAGAAACCGGCCCUGUGGCUGGAAUACUGGAUACUGACACAUUGGAUAAGGUGUCAGUCACAGAAGCCAUGCACAGAAAUCUUGUGGACAAUAUCACAGGUCAAAGAUUGCUGGAGGCUCAGGCUUCCACUGGUGGCAUCAUUGAUCCAAAUACUGGAGAGAAAUUCUCAGUUGCAGAUGCAGUGAACAUGGGACUUGUGGAUAAGAUCAUGGUUGACCGAAUCAACCUGGCACAGAAGGCCUUCAAUGGAUUUGAGGAUCCCCGAACCAAAACAAAAAUGUCUGCUGCACAAGCAUUAAAAAAGGGGUGGUUGUACUUUGAGGCGGGUCAGAGAUUCCUAGAAGUACAAUAUCUAACUGGUGGUUUGAUAGAACCAGAGGUCAAUGGCAGAGUUCCACUGGACGUUGCUGUCAACAAGGGCACCCUAGAUGCACGUACUGCACAGAAGCUACGGGAUAUCAGUGGAUACUCCAAAUACCUCACCUGCCCCAAGACGAAGCUUAAGAUCUCAUACAAGGAUGCCAUGGAUAGAAGCAUGAUUGAGGAGGGUUCUGGUCUGCGUCUGUUGGAAGGCUCUUCUCAGUCAAGUAAAGGCCUUUACAGUCCUUACAGUGUUAGCGGUUCUGGGUCAGCAUCCGGUUCCCGGCCCGACUCAAGAACUGGCUCCAGGUCAGGCUCCAGACGAGGGAGCUUUGAUGCCACAGGUUCUGGCUUCUCCACUAAUUUCUCUUCCUCAUCCUUCAGCUCCACAAGCUAUGGGCGCAGAUAUAAUGCAGGAUUACAAAGCGGACUUAGUAUGGAUGAGCUAGCACAGGCCCUGACAUCACUAGCAAUGGGCAGGAACUGCAGUUCUGAAGAGAGAAUAUUUACCACAAUACAAACCAAUUACUCCCCAGUUGGAGCUAUAGGUAUCAUCGCUGCCCAUCCGGAAAUAUCACUCAUCAACUGCUUGAGAUUUUUGAAAGUCAAGAUUGAGUUGAUCACUAAAGAUAUGGAAGGGAAUGAAAAUGGCCAGGCACAAGGCACCGGUGCAGUAGCUGGAGUCUUCCUGGAGAAGACAAAGCAGAAGAUAACAAUAUAUCAGGCCAUGAAGAAACGUCUACUGAAGCCUGGCACAGCGUUGGCCCUGUUGGAGGCCCAGGCUGCCACUGAGGGAAUCAUAGACCUUAUCAACAACCGGAAACUUCCAGUAGAAGAAGCUGUCAAGGAAGGAAUAAUUGGACCUGAGAUGAGAGAAAAACUCCUUGUUGCCGAGAGAGCCAUUGAUGGCUACAUAGAUCCUUACACAAAUGAAAAAAUGUCUGUAUUCCAAGCCAUACAAAAGGAUGUGAUUUCAAAAAAUUAUGGAUCCCGGUUGCUUGAGGCACAGCUAUCCACAAAAGGCCUAUUUGACCCUGUUGAAAAAAAACAUGUUUCAGUGUACCUAGCGAUUGAGAAGGGACACUAUGAAAAAGGUUUACUCUCUGACCAGAUGGAAGACCUCAAAGUUUUCUAUGAUCCAAACUCACAAGAAAAUCUUAACUACUCACAUCUGAUAGAGAAAUGCAUAGUGGAUCCUGACACUGGCUUACUGCUGCUCCCAGUUUGCAUCACCUUCAAAGGCCUGCGAAGGGGGGUGUCCUCCACUGAGCUCCUGGCGGCAAACAUCAUUGACAAAGAGACCUAUGACGACUUGCAGAAAGGCAAAACAACCACUCAGGAUGUGAUGCUCAUGGAGACUGUGAAAGAGUACCUGGAAGGUAAAGGAGGUAUCUCUGGUGUAGCUAUGCUCUCGUCCAAUCAGAGAAUGAGUAUCUAUCAAGCCAUGAAGCAGGGCAUUCUUAUGCCUGGAACAGCACUAGUUCUUCUUGAGGCACAGGCUGCCACUGGAUUCAUGAUUGACCCUGUUCAGAACAAGAAAUUCAGUGUGGACGAGGCUAUUAAAAACAAAGUUGUGGGCCCUGACUACCAUGCUAAACUGCUCUCGGCUGAGCGGGCAGUCACAGGAUACAAAGACCCCUACACAGGUGAAACAAUAUCCCUGUUUCAGGCACUGUCAAAGAACCUAAUCGUGAAGGAGCAUGGGAUUCGCUUACUGGAAGCUCAAAUCGCCACAGGAGGAAUAAUUGAUCCCAUCAACAGUCACAGACUUCCUGUGGACGUGGCCUACAAGCGAGGUUUCUUUGAUGAAGACAUGAAUGCAAUACUUGCAGACUCAGGAGACGACACCAAAGGAUUCUUUGAUCCAAACACAAAGGAAAAUCUGACAUACCUUCAGCUGAUGGGACGAUGUGUUAUCGACCCAGCCACUGGACUCUGCCUGCUACCUCUUAUGGAACAGUCAGGUGGUCGGAAUCAUCAUUUCAUCGACUAUCAAAGCAAACUUAACUUCAAAGAAGUGAGAGUGAGGGUGACUUGUGGGAAGUACAUGGGAAUGAUUGUAUCCCUUUGGGAAUUGCUGAUGUCGGAAUACUUCAACGAGCAUCAGAGGCAAGACGUCAUUCGGCAAUACACACAGGGACACCUUACAAUGGAGAUGAUGAUCAGAAGAAUUAUGGAGGUUAUAGAGCAAUCAGUGAAAACAACCAACGUCGUCUUUGAAGGAAUCCGGGAGACUGUCACAGCAAAGCAGCUGGUAGAGGCAGAUAUCAUUAGCGAGAAAGUCCUGGAGCAACUCAACAAGGGGAAGAAGACAGUGAAGGAGGUCACAGAGGAUGAAACUGUUCAAAUGUACUUACAAGGGAAAGACAGCAUUGCAGGUGUGUUGCUUCCUGAUUCUCAGAUCAUGACAAUCUACCAGGCCAGACAAAAGGGAAAACUAAUGCCAGGAACUGCACUGAUUCUACUGGAAGCUCAAGCAGCAACAGGCUUCAUCAUUGACCCUAUUGCCAAUAGAAAGUUUUCAGUGGAUGAGGCAGUGAAGGCAAACAUAGUGGGACCUGACCUUCAUGGAAAGCUGCGUUCAGCAGAGAAAGCAGUGACUGGUUACAAAGAUCCAUACACUGGCAAAACCAUCUCUCUGUUCCAAGCCAUGCAGAAAGACCUCAUCUUACAAGACCACGGAAUUCGUCUGCUGGAGGCACAGAUUGCCACUGGAGGAAUCAUUGACCCUCUUAACAGCCAUCGUAUUCCUGUCCAUGUAGCCUACAAGAGGGGAUAUUUCAAUGAGGAAAUGAAUCAGAUUCUUGACGAUCCAAGUGAUGACACGAAGGGCUUCUUUGACCCCAACACUCAUGAAAACCUCACUUACCUGAAGCUCUUGGCUAGGUGUGUCACUGAUCCAAGCACAGGCCUUUGUCUUCUGCCACUCAAAGGCAAAAGCAAUAGAGUCAACAUACAAGAUCACAUAAAGGAGACAUUCCAAGCUACAAAUGUCACUGUUAAGUACGGCAGGUUCAGCUGCAAGCAUGUAACACUCUGGGAUCUCAUCAACUCUGAAUAUCUGUGUGAGGACAAAAGGCAGGAAUUAUUCAAACUGUACAAGUUAAGGACGAUCACAAUCAAGGAAAUCAUUGUAAUUAUCCUGGAAAUCAUUGAAAGCAAGGAGAUAAAGUGGCAAGCCGGUCUUAACUUUGAGGGUCUGAGGGGGAAUGUUUCUGUUGUGGACCUUUUGAGGUUGGAAAUUGUGGACGAAAAGACAUACACAAGUCUGAUUGAAGGGAAACUGACCAACAAGGAUAUAAUGAAGAUAGACACAGUUAGAACCUAUCUGAGAGGAAACAGCUGUGUAGCCGGGGUGAUACUCCAACCCUCCAGUCAAAAACUGAGCAUCUAUGAGGCCAAGAAAAAGGGCAUCCUGACUCCUGGUACUGCGCUAUCUCUUCUGGAAGCACAAGCUGCCACAGGCUUUAUCAUUGACCCUCUUCACAACCAGAAACUGACUGUGGAUCAUGCUCUUAAAGAGAAGAUAAUUGGCCCAGAGCUGUACGAAAAGCUCUUAUCAGCAGAGAAGGCAGUAACUGGCUACACAGACCCCUACACUGAUAAAAAGAUCUCACUCUUCCAAGCCAUGAAGAAAGAUCUGAUCCUGCAGCAGCAUGGCAUUCGUUUACUUGAAGCCCAGAUUGCAACAGGUGGCAUCAUUGACCCAUUGAAUUGUCUUCAUUUGCCCCUUGAAGUUGCUUACAGAAAGGGAUACUUUGAUGCAGAGCUUAAUCAAAUCCUGACAGAUCCCAGUGAUGACACCAAGGGAUUUUUUGACCCAAGGACACAAGCAAACUUGACCUACAUGGAAAUGAUGGAGCAGUGCAUAAAGGACCCAGAGACGGGUCUGUUUCUUCUGCCACUGAUGGACAAAACUAAAACACAGGAUGAAACUGAAAAAAUGUACUCAGACGCUGAGAUUAAACAGGAGUUUGAAAAGACAACUGUUAGCAUAUCAGUAGGGCGUUAUUCAGGAAAGACAGUCUCUCUUUGGUAUUUGAUUCACUCUGGAUACUUUACUGAUGAUCAGAGACUCCAGUUCCUUGAAAAAUACAGAACAAAGAAGAUGAACAUACAAGUAAUAAUCACUUUGGUCAUUUCCACCAUUACAAAACUGGAAGAGAACGAAACUCUGAAAACAACAAUAGGUUUGAGAAAGCCUGUCUCUGCAAAACAACUAUUGAAAUCAAGCAUAAUCGAUGUCAAUACCUUCAAGAGUUUGGAGGAAGGAAAAGUAACUCUCGAACAAGUGACCAAACUGGAAUCUGUGAAGCAAUACCUAAGGGGUACAGGAAGUAUUGCUGGCAUCCAGAUUCUUCCAUCCAAAAAAGUCAUGAGCAUUUAUGAGGCAAAGCUGCAAGGUUUGCUAACACCUGGUACUGCACUGAAACUGCUUGAGGCUCAGGCUGCAACAGGGUUUGUCAUCGAUCCAAUCAAGAACACAUAUUUAUCUGUUGAUGAGGCCGCAAGAGAACGACUAAUUGGACUAGAAAUACAUGAAAAACUACUCUCGGCUGAACGAGCAGUCACUGGAUAUGUAGAUCCAUACACAGAUGACACAAUAUCUUUAUUUGAAGCCAUGAAAAAAGAUCUGAUCGAGAAAGGCCACGGGAUACAUCUGCUAGAAGCACAAAUUGCAACAGGGGGAAUAAUUGACCCAGUCAACAGCUACAGGAUACCUUCUCAUGUCGCCAAGAAAAAUGGCUACCUUGAUGACGAAACAAGUGAAGUUAUGUCUAAUCCAAAAGAUGACACAAAAGGAUUCUUUGACCCCAACACCAAGGAAAACCUAACAUACCUUCAGCUAAGAGAGAGGUGUGAAAAGGAUUCUCAGACAGGACUUUUACUCCUACCAUUACAUGUAGAAGCUGGAGGUGACUUUCACACAGAUGAACAAACAGAGCAGGAAUUCAAAGACAAAGUUGUGGUCAUCAAUGCAGGUAAAUUUGAAGACAAACAAGUGUCACUGUGGGAUGUGUUAAUCUCUGAAUAUAUUUCAAAACAGAAGAGAGAGCAGCUCUUGAAACAGUACAAGACAAGAUCAUUGACAAUGAAAGAGAUAAUAGAAAUAGUCAGCAUAAUAAUACAGGAAGUGACAUCAAAACAAAUGAAGUUCAAAGGACUGAGGAAGCAGGUAUCAGCAAGUGAGCUUUAUGAGUCACAAAUCAUCUCAAAGGAACUAUUCACUCAGAUUAUCCAUGGAGAAGUUACUGAAGAGACGGUAGGGGAAAUGGAAUCUAUUCAAAAGUACCUUGGGGCAACAAAUUGCAUUGCAGGAGUAAGAAUUGAAUCCACCAAAAAAGUGUCUCUAUGGGAUCUCCUCUACUCAAAAUACAUCACAGAGGAGAGAAGGAGAGAGCUUGUGCAGCAGUAUAAAUCUGGAGCAAUCCCUAUUGAACGCUUCAUGGAGAUUAUCCUAGCAAAUAUUCAACAAAAGACUACCACCACAAUAACCACAUCAUCUUCAGUGACAACAUGCACACCACCACCUGAGACAAAGUCAGAGAAAACAACCAUUACCACAACAACCACAGAGACAAGCUUCCAUGGUAUCAGGAAGGAUGUCACCGCUGGCGAGCUGCUUGCCUCAAAAAUCAUUGACAAGAAACUCUAUGAAGACCUCAACACAGGAAAAGUCACAGUGAACCAAGUGAGUGAAAUGGACUCAGUACACAAGUACCUGGAGGGAACUAAUAGCAUUGCAGGUGUAUAUGUUCAGUCCACCAAACAGACCAUGAGCAUCUACGAGGCCAAAUCCAAAGGUCUUCUAACUCCUGGAACCUCCCUGGUUCUGCUGGAGGCUCAAGCUGCCACUGGAUUUGUCAUUGACCCAGUGAAGAACAAGAAGCUCUCUGUAGAAGAGGCAGCCGCUCAAGGUGUGGUUGGGAACGAGUGGAAGAACAAACUGCUUUCAGCAGAGAGGGCAGUCACUGGAUACAAAGAUCCCUACACAGGAAACACUAUUUCCUUGUUCCAGGCCUUGAAAAAGGAUCUAAUUGUCAAGGACCAUGGAAUUCGCCUUCUUGAGGCACAGAUUGCAACUGGUGGAAUCAUCGAUCCAGUGUACAGUCAUAGAGUGCCAGUAGAGGUGGCGUACCAGAGAGGAUACUUUGAUGAGGAAAUGAACCAGAUCCUCGAUGACCCUGACGAUGACACCAAGGGCUUUUUUGACCCCAACACACAAGAGAACCUCACCUACCUGCAGCUUGUGGAGAGGUGUGUGACAGACCCAGAUACUGGCCUUAGCUUACUCGUAAUUGUCAAAAAAGGAGAGUUUUACUUCUUCAUUGAUGAGCAAACCAAGAACAUUCUAAAGGCUAUGACAACAACUAAGGCCGGAGGCAAAUUUCAAGGACAGAAAGUGUCUCUAUGGGAUCUCCUCUACUCAAAAUACAUCACAGAGGAGAGAAGGAGAGAGCUUGUGCAGCAGUAUAAAUCUGGAGCAAUCCCUAUUGAACGCUUCAUGGAGAUUAUCCUAGCAAAUAUUCAACAAAAGACUACCACCACAAUAACCACAACAUCUUCAGUGACAACAUGCACACCACCACCUGAGACAAAGUCAGAGAAAACAACCAUUACCACAACAACCACAGAGACAAGCUUCCAUGGUAUCAGGAAGGAUGUCACCGCUGGCGAGCUGCUUGCCUCAAAAAUCAUUGACAAGAAACUCUAUGAAGACCUCAACACAGGAAAAGUCACAGUGAACCAAGUGAGUGAAAUGGACUCAGUACACAAGUACCUGGAGGGAACUAAUAGCAUUGCAGGUGUAUAUGUUCAGUCCACCAAACAGACCAUGAGCAUCUACGAGGCCAAAUCCAAAGGUCUUCUAACUCCUGGAACCUCCCUGGUUCUGCUGGAGGCUCAAGCUGCCACUGGAUUUGUCAUUGACCCAGUGAAGAACAAGAAGCUCUCUGUAGAAGAGGCAGCCGCUCAAGGUGUGGUUGGGAACGAGUGGAAGAACAAACUGCUUUCAGCAGAGAGGGCAGUCACUGGAUACAAAGAUCCCUACACAGGAAACACUAUUUCCUUGUACCAGGCCUUGAAAAAGGAUCUAAUUGUCAAGGACCAUGGAAUUCGCCUUCUUGAGGCACAGAUUGCAACUGGUGGAAUCAUCGAUCCAGUGUACAGUCAUAGAGUGCCAGUAGAGGUGGCGUACCAGAGAGGAUACUUUGAUGAGGAAAUGAACCAGAUCCUCGAUGACCCUGACGAUGACACCAAGGGCUUUUUUGACCCCAACACACAAGAGAACCUCACCUACCUGCAGCUUGUGGAGAGGUGUGUGACAGACCCAGAUACUGGCCUUAGCUUACUCGUAAUUGUCAAAAAAGGAGAGUUUUACUUCUUCAUUGAUGAGCAAACCAAGAACAUUCUAAAGGCUAUGACAACAACUAAGGCCGGAGGCAAAUUUCAAGGACAGAAAGUGUCUCUAUGGGAUCUCCUCUACUCAAAAUACAUCACAGAGGAGAGAAGGAGAGAGCUUGUGCAGCAGUAUAAAUCUGGAGCAAUCCCUAUUGAACGCUUCAUGGAGAUUAUCCUAGCAAAUAUUCAACAAAAGACUACCACCACAAUAACCACAACAUCUUCAGUGACAACAUGCACACCACCACCUGAGACAAAGUCAGAGAAAACAACCAUUACCACAACAACCACAGAGACAAGCUUCCAUGGUAUCAGGAAGGAUGUCAGCGCUGGCGAGCUGCUUGCCUCAAAAAUCAUUGACAAGAAACUCUAUGAAGACCUCAACACGGGAAAAGUCACAGUGAACCAAGUGAGUGAAAUGGACUCAGUACACAAGUACCUGGAGGGAACUAAUAGCAUUGCAGGUGUAUAUGUUCAGUCCACCAAACAGACCAUGAGCAUUUACGAGGCCAAAUCCAAAGGUCUUCUAACUCCUGGAACCUCCCUGGUUCUGCUGGAGGCUCAAGCUGCCACUGGAUUUGUCAUUGACCCAGUGAAGAACAAGAAGCUCUCUGUAGAAGAGGCAGCCGCUCAAGGUGUGGUUGGGAACGAGUGGAAGAACAAACUGCUUUCAGCAGAGAGGGCAGUCACUGGAUACAAAGAUCCCUACACAGGAAACACUAUUUCCUUGUUCCAGGCCUUGAAAAAGGAUCUAAUUGUCAAGGACCAUGGAAUUCGCCUUCUUGAGGCACAGAUUGCAACUGGUGGAAUCAUCGAUCCAGUGUACAGUCAUAGAGUGCCAGUAGAGGUGGCGUACCAGAGAGGAUACUUUGAUGAGGAAAUGAACCAGAUCCUCGAUGACCCUGACGAUGACACCAAGGGCUUUUUUGACCCCAACACACAAGAGAACCUCACCUACCUGCAGCUUGUGGAGAGGUGUGUGACAGACCCAGAUACUGGCCUUAGCUUACUCGUAAUUGUCAAAAAAGGAGAGUUUUACUUCUUCAUUGAUGAGCAAACCAAGAACAUUCUAAAGGCUAUGACAACAACUAAGGCCGGAGGCAAAUUUCAAGGACAGAAAGUGUCUCUAUGGGAUCUCCUCUACUCAAAAUACAUCACAGAGGAGAGAAGGAGAGAGCUUGUGCAGCAGUAUAAAUCUGGAGCAAUCCCUAUUGAACGCUUCAUGGAGAUUAUCCUAGCAAAUAUUCAACAAAAGACUACCACCACAAUAACCACAACAUCUUCAGUGACAACAUGCACACCACCACCUGAGACAAAGUCAGAGAAAACAACCAUUACCACAACAACCACAGAGACAAGCUUCCAUGGUAUCAGGAAGGAUGUCAGCGCUGGCGAGCUGCUUGCCUCAAAAAUCAUUGACAAGAAACUCUAUGAAGACCUCAACACGGGAAAAGUCACAGUGAACCAAGUGAGUGAAAUGGACUCAGUACACAAGUACCUGGAGGGAACUAAUAGCAUUGCAGGUGUAUAUGUUCAGUCCACCAAACAGACCAUGAGCAUCUACGAGGCCAAAUCCAAAGGUCUUCUAACUCCUGGAACCUCCCUGGUUCUGCUGGAGGCUCAAGCUGCCACUGGAUUUGUCAUUGACCCAGUGAAGAACAAGAAGCUCUCUGUAGAAGAGGCAGCCGCUCAAGGUGUGGUUGGGAACGAGUGGAAGAACAAACUGCUUUCAGCAGAGAGGGCAGUCACUGGAUACAAAGAUCCCUACACAGGAAACACUAUUUCCUUGUUCCAGGCCUUGAAAAAGGAUCUAAUUGUCAAGGACCAUGGAAUUCGCCUUCUUGAGGCACAGAUUGCAACUGGUGGAAUCAUCGAUCCAGUGUACAGUCAUAGAGUGCCAGUAGAGGUGGCGUACCAGAGAGGAUACUUUGAUGAGGAAAUGAACCAGAUCCUCGAUGACCCUGACGAUGACACCAAGGGCUUUUUUGACCCCAACACACAAGAGAACCUCACCUACCUGCAGCUUGUGGAGAGGUGUGUGACAGACCCAGAUACUGGCCUUAGCUUACUCGUAAUUGUCAAAAAAGGAGAGUUUUACUUCUUCAUUGAUGAGCAAACCAAGAACAUUCUAAAGGCUAUGACAACAACUAAGGCCGGAGGCAAAUUUCAAGGACAGAAAGUGUCUCUAUGGGAUCUCCUCUACUCAAAAUACAUCACAGAGGAGAGAAGGAGAGAGCUUGUGCAGCAGUAUAAAUCUGGAGCAAUCCCUAUUGAACGCUUCAUGGAGAUUAUCCUAGCAAAUAUUCAACAAAAGACUCCCACCACAAUAACCACAACAUCUUCAGUGACAACAUGCACACCACCACCUGAGACAAAGUCAGAGAAAACAACCAUUACCACAACAACCACAGAGACAAGCUUCCAUGGUAUCAGGAAGGAUGUCACCGCUGGCGAGCUGCUUGCCUCAAAAAUCAUUGACAAGAAACUCUAUGAAGACCUCAACACAGGAAAAGUCACAGUGAACCAAGUGAGUGAAAUGGACUCAGUACACAAGUACCUGGAGGGAACUAAUAGCAUUGCAGGUGUAUAUGUUCAGUCCACCAAACAGACCAUGAGCAUCUACGAGGCCAAAUCCAAAGGUCUUCUAACUCCUGGAACCUCCCUGGUUCUGCUGGAGGCUCAAGCUGCCACUGGAUUUGUCAUUGACCCAGUGAAGAACAAGAAGCUCUCUGUAGAAGAGGCAGCCGCUCAAGGUGUGGUUGGGAACGAGUGGAAGAACAAACUGCUUUCAGCAGAGAGGGCAGUCACUGGAUACAAAGAUCCCUACACAGGAAACACUAUUUCCUUGUUCCAGGCCUUGAAAAAGGAUCUAAUUGUCAAGGACCAUGGAAUUCGCCUUCUUGAGGCACAGAUUGCAACUGGUGGAAUCAUCGAUCCAGUGUACAGUCAUAGAGUGCCAGUAGAGGUGGCGUACCAGAGAGGAUACUUUGAUGAGGAAAUGAACCAGAUCCUCGAUGACCCUGACGAUGACACCAAGGGCUUUUUUGACCCCAACACACAAGAGAACCUCACCUACCUGCAGCUUGUGGAGAGGUGUGUGACAGACCCAGAUACUGGCCUUAGCUUACUCGUAAUUGUCAAAAAAGGAGAGUUUUACUUCUUCAUUGAUGAGCAAACCAAGAACAUUCUAAAGGCUAUGACAACAACUAAGGCCGGAGGCAAAUUUCAAGGACAGAAAGUGUCUCUAUGGGAUCUCCUCUACUCACAAUACAUCACAGAGGAGAGAAGGAGAGAGCUUGUGCAGCAGUAUAAAUCUGGAGCAAUCCCUAUUGAACGCUUCAUGGAGAUUAUCCUAGCAAAUAUUCAACAAAAGACUACCACCACAAUAACCACAACAUCUUCAGUGACAACAUGCACACCACCACCUGAGACAAAGUCAGAGAAAACAACCAUUACCACAACAACCACAGAGACAAGCUUCCAUGGUAUCAGGAAGGAUGUCACCGCUGGCGAGCUGCUUGCCUCAAAAAUCAUUGACAAGAAACUCUAUGAAGACCUCAACACGGGAAAAGUCACAGUGAACCAAGUGAGUGAAAUGGACUCAGUACACAAGUACCUGGAGGGAACUAAUAGCAUUGCAGGUGUAUAUGUUCAGUCCACCAAACAGACCAUGAGCAUCUACGAGGCCAAAUCCAAAGGUCUUCUAACUCCUGGAACCUCCCUGGUUCUGCUGGAGGCUCAAGCUGCCACUGGAUUUGUCAUUGACCCAGUGAAGAACAAGAAGCUCUCUGUAGAAGAGGCAGCCGCUCAAGGUGUGGUUGGGAACGAGUGGAAGAACAAACUGCUUUCAGCAGAGAGGGCAGUCACUGGAUACAAAGAUCCCUACACAGGAAACACUAUUUCCUUGUUCCAGGCCUUGAAAAAGGAUCUAAUUGUCAAGGACCAUGGAAUUCGCCUUCUUGAGGCACAGAUUGCAACUGGUGGAAUCAUCGAUCCAGUGUACAGUCAUAGAGUGCCAGUAGAGGUGGCGUACCAGAGAGGAUACUUUGAUGAGGAAAUGAACCAGAUCCUCGAUGACCCUGACGAUGACACCAAGGGCUUUUUUGACCCCAACACACAAGAGAACCUCACCUACCUGCAGCUUGUGGAGAGGUGUGUGACAGACCCAGAUACUGGCCUUAGCUUACUCGUAAUUGUCAAAAAAGGAGAGUUUUACUUCUUCAUUGAUGAGCAAACCAAGAACAUUCUAAAGGCUAUGACAACAACUAAGGCCGGAGGCAAAUUUCAAGGACAGAAAGUGUCUCUAUGGGAUCUCCUCUACUCAAAAUACAUCACAGAGGAGAGAAGGAGAGAGCUUGUGCAGCAGUAUAAAUCUGGAGCAAUCCCUAUUGAACGCUUCAUGGAGAUUAUCCUAGCAAAUAUUCAACAAAAGACUACCACCACAAUAACCACAACAUCUUCAGUGACAACAUGCACACCACCACCUGAGACAAAGUCAGAGAAAACAACCAUUACCACAACAACCACAGAGACAAGCUUCCAUGGUAUCAGGAAGGAUGUCACCGCUGGCGAGCUGCUUGCCUCAAAAAUCAUUGACAAGAAACUCUAUGAAGACCUCAACACAGGAAAAGUCACAGUGAACCAAGUGAGUGAAAUGGACUCAGUACACAAGUACCUGGAGGGAACUAAUAGCAUUGCAGGUGUAUAUGUUCAGUCCACCAAACAGACCAUGAGCAUCUACGAGGCCAAAUCCAAAGGUCUUCUAACUCCUGGAACCUCCCUGGUUCUGCUGGAGGCUCAAGCUGCCACUGGAUUUGUCAUUGACCCAGUGAAGAACAAGAAGCUCUCUGUAGAAGAGGCAGCCGCUCAAGGUGUGGUUGGGAACGAGUGGAAGAACAAACUGCUUUCAGCAGAGAGGGCAGUCACUGGAUACAAAGAUCCCUACACAGGAAACACUAUUUCCUUGUUCCAGGCCUUGAAAAAGGAUCUAAUUGUCAAGGACCAUGGAAUUCGCCUUCUUGAGGCACAGAUUGCAACUGGUGGAAUCAUCGAUCCAGUGUACAGUCAUAGAGUGCCAGUAGAGGUGGCGUACCAGAGAGGAUACUUUGAUGAGGAAAUGAACCAGAUCCUCGAUGACCCUGACGAUGACACCAAGGGCUUUUUUGACCCCAACACACAAGAGAACCUCACCUACCUGCAGCUUGUGGAGAGGUGUGUGACAGACCCAGAUACUGGCCUUAGCUUACUCGUAAUUGUCAAAAAAGGAGAGUUUUACUUCUUCAUUGAUGAGCAAACCAAGAACAUUCUAAAGGCUAUGACAACAACUAAGGCCGGAGGCAAAUUUCAAGGACAGAAAGUGUCUCUAUGGGAUCUCCUCUACUCAAAAUACAUCACAGAGGAGAGAAGGAGAGAGCUUGUGCAGCAGUAUAAAUCUGGAGCAAUCCCUAUUGAACGCUUCAUGGAGAUUAUCCUAGCAAAUAUUCAACAAAAGACUACCACCACAAUAACCACAACAUCUUCAGUGACAACAUGCACACCACCACCUGAGACAAAGUCAGAGAAAACAACCAUUACCACAACAACCACAGAGACAAGCUUCCAUGGUAUCAGGAAGGAUGUCACCGCUGGCGAGCUGCUUGCCUCAAAAAUCAUUGACAAGAAACUCUAUGAAGACCUCAACACAGGAAAAGUCACAGUGAACCAAGUGAGUGAAAUGGACUCAGUACACAAGUACCUGGAGGGAACUAAUAGCAUUGCAGGUGUAUAUGUUCAGUCCACCAAACAGACCAUGAGCAUCUACGAGGCCAAAUCCAAAGGUCUUCUAACUCCUGGAACCUCCCUGGUUCUGCUGGAGGCUCAAGCUGCCACUGGAUUUGUCAUUGACCCAGUGAAGAACAAGAAGCUCUCUGUAGAAGAGGCAGCCGCUCAAGGUGUGGUUGGGAACGAGUGGAAGAACAAACUGCUUUCAGCAGAGAGGGCAGUCACUGGAUACAAAGAUCCCUACACAGGAAACACUAUUUCCUUGUUCCAGGCCUUGAAAAAGGAUCUAAUUGUCAAGGACCAUGGAAUUCGCCUUCUUGAGGCACAGAUUGCAACUGGUGGAAUCAUCGAUCCAGUGUACAGUCAUAGAGUGCCAGUAGAGGUGGCGUACCAGAGAGGAUACUUUGAUGAGGAAAUGAACCAGAUCCUCGAUGACCCUGACGAUGACACCAAGGGCUUUUUUGACCCCAACACACAAGAGAACCUCACCUACCUGCAGCUUGUGGAGAGGUGUGUGACAGACCCAGAUACUGGCCUUAGCUUACUCGUAAUUGUCAAAAAAGGAGAGUUUUACUUCUUCAUUGAUGAGCAAACCAAGAACAUUCUAAAGGCUAUGACAACAACUAAGGCCGGUGGCAAAUUUCAAGGACAGAAAGUGUCUCUAUGGGAUCUCCUCUACUCAAAAUACAUCACAGAGGAGAGAAGGAGAGAGCUUGUGCAGCAGUAUAAAUCUGGAGCAAUCCCUAUUGAACGCUUCAUGGAGAUUAUCCUAGCAAAUAUUCAACAAAAGACUACCACCACAAUAACCACAACAUCUUCAGUGACAACAUGCACACCACCACCUGAGACAAAGUCAGAGAAAACAACCAUUACCACAACAACCACAGAGACAAGCUUCCAUGGUAUCAGGAAGGAUGUCACCGCUGGCGAGCUGCUUGCCUCAAAAAUCAUUGACAAGAAACUCUAUGAAGACCUCAACACAGGAAAAGUCACAGUGAACCAAGUGAGUGAAAUGGACUCAGUACACAAGUACCUGGAGGGAACUAAUAGCAUUGCAGGUGUAUAUGUUCAGUCCACCAAACAGACCAUGAGCAUCUACGAGGCCAAAUCCAAAGGUCUUCUAACUCCUGGAACCUCCCUGGUUCUGCUGGAGGCUCAAGCUGCCACUGGAUUUGUCAUUGACCCAGUGAAGAACAAGAAGCUCUCUGUAGAAGAGGCAGCCGCUCAAGGUGUGGUUGGGAACGAGUGGAAGAACAAACUGCUUUCAGCAGAGAGGGCAGUCACUGGAUACAAAGAUCCCUACACAGGAAACACUAUUUCCUUGUUCCAGGCCUUGAAAAAGGAUCUAAUUGUCAAGGACCAUGGAAUUCGCCUUCUUGAGGCACAGAUUGCAACUGGUGGAAUCAUCGAUCCAGUGUACAGUCAUAGAGUGCCAGUAGAGGUGGCGUACCAGAGAGGAUACUUUGAUGAGGAAAUGAACCAGAUCCUCGAUGACCCUGACGAUGACACCAAGGGCUUUUUUGACCCCAACACACAAGAGAACCUCACCUACCUGCAGCUUGUGGAGAGGUGUGUGACAGACCCAGAUACUGGCCUUAGCUUACUCGUAAUUGUCAAAAAAGGAGAGUUUUACUUCUUCAUUGAUGAGCAAACCAAGAACAUUCUAAAGGCUAUGACAACAACUAAGGCCGGAGGCAAAUUUCAAGGACAGAAAGUGUCUCUAUGGGAUCUCCUCUACUCAAAAUACAUCACAGAGGAGAGAAGGAGAGAGCUUGUGCAGCAGUAUAAAUCUGGAGCAAUCCCUAUUGAACGCUUCAUGGAGAUUAUCCUAGCAAAUAUUCAACAAAAGACUACCACCACAAUAACCACAACAUCUUCAGUGACAACAUGCACACCACCACCUGAGACAAAGUCAGAGAAAACAACCAUUACCACAACAACCACAGAGACAAGCUUCCAUGGUAUCAGGAAGGAUGUCACCGCUGGCGAGCUGCUUGCCUCAAAAAUCAUUGACAAGAAACUCUAUGAAGACCUCAACACGGGAAAAGUCACAGUGAACCAAGUGAGUGAAAUGGACUCAGUACACAAGUACCUGGAGGGAACUAAUAGCAUUGCAGGUGUAUAUGUUCAGUCCACCAAACAGACCAUGAGCAUCUACGAGGCCAAAUCCAAAGGUCUUCUAACUCCUGGAACCUCCCUGGUUCUGCUGGAGGCUCAAGCUGCCACUGGAUUUGUCAUUGACCCAGUGAAGAACAAGAAGCUCUCUGUAGAAGAGGCAGCCGCUCAAGGUGUGGUUGGGAACGAGUGGAAGAACAAACUGCUUUCAGCAGAGAGGGCAGUCACUGGAUACAAAGAUCCCUACACAGGAAACACUAUUUCCUUGUUCCAGGCCUUGAAAAAGGAUCUAAUUGUCAAGGACCAUGGAAUUCGCCUUCUUGAGGCACAGAUUGCAACUGGUGGAAUCAUCGAUCCAGUGUACAGUCAUAGAGUGCCAGUAGAGGUGGCGUACCAGAGAGGAUACUUUGAUGAGGAAAUGAACCAGAUCCUCGAUGACCCUGACGAUGACACCAAGGGCUUUUUUGACCCCAACACACAAGAGAACCUCACCUACCUGCAGCUUGUGGAGAGGUGUGUGACAGACCCAGAUACUGGCCUUAGCUUACUCGUAAUUGUCAAAAAAGGAGAGUUUUACUUCUUCAUUGAUGAGCAAACCAAGAACAUUCUAAAGGCUAUGACAACAACUAAGGCCGGAGGCAAAUUUCAAGGACAGAAAGUGUCUCUAUGGGAUCUCCUCUACUCAAAAUACAUCACAGAGGAGAGAAGGAGAGAGCUUGUGCAGCAGUAUAAAUCUGGAGCAAUCCCUAUUGAACGCUUCAUGGAGAUUAUCCUAGCAAAUAUUCAACAAAAGACUACCACCACAAUAACCACAACAUCUUCAGUGACAACAUGCACACCACCACCUGAGACAAAGUCAGAGAAAACAACCAUUACCACAACAACCACAGAGACAAGCUUCCAUGGUAUCAGGAAGGAUGUCACCGCUGGCGAGCUGCUUGCCUCAAAAAUCAUUGACAAGAAACUCUAUGAAGACCUCAACACAGGAAAAGUCACAGUGAACCAAGUGAGUGAAAUGGACUCAGUACACAAGUACCUGGAGGGAACUAAUAGCAUUGCAGGUGUAUAUGUUCAGUCCACCAAACAGACCAUGAGCAUCUACGAGGCCAAAUCCAAAGGUCUUCUAACUCCUGGAACCUCCCUGGUUCUGCUGGAGGCUCAAGCUGCCACUGGAUUUGUCAUUGACCCAGUGAAGAACAAGAAGCUCUCUGUAGAAGAGGCAGCCGCUCAAGGUGUGGUUGGGAACGAGUGGAAGAACAAACUGCUUUCAGCAGAGAGGGCAGUCACUGGAUACAAAGAUCCCUACACAGGAAACACUAUUUCCUUGUUCCAGGCCUUGAAAAAGGAUCUAAUUGUCAAGGACCAUGGAAUUCGCCUUCUUGAGGCACAGAUUGCAACUGGUGGAAUCAUCGAUCCAGUGUACAGUCAUAGAGUGCCAGUAGAGGUGGCGUACCAGAGAGGAUACUUUGAUGAGGAAAUGAACCAGAUCCUCGAUGACCCUGACGAUGACACCAAGGGCUUUUUUGACCCCAACACACAAGAGAACCUCACCUACCUGCAGCUUGUGGAGAGGUGUGUGACAGACCCAGAUACUGGCCUUAGCUUACUCGUAAUUGUCAAAAAAGGAGAGUUUUACUUCUUCAUUGAUGAGCAAACCAAGAACAUUCUAAAGGCUAUGACAACAACUAAGGCCGGUGGCAAAUUUCAAGGACAGAAAGUGUCUCUAUGGGAUCUCCUCUACUCAAAAUACAUCACAGAGGAGAGAAGGAGAGAGCUUGUGCAGCAGUAUAAAUCUGGAGCAAUCCCUAUUGAACGCUUCAUGGAGAUUAUCCUAGCAAAUAUUCAACAAAAGACUACCACCACAAUAACCACAACAUCUUCAGUGACAACAUGCACACCACCACCUGAGACAAAGUCAGAGAAAACAACCAUUACCACAACAACCACAGAGACAAGCUUCCAUGGUAUCAGGAAGGAUGUCACCGCUGGCGAGCUGCUUGCCUCAAAAAUCAUUGACAAGAAACUCUAUGAAGACCUCAACACAGGAAAAGUCACAGUGAACCAAGUGAGUGAAAUGGACUCAGUACACAAGUACCUGGAGGGAACUAAUAGCAUUGCAGGUGUAUAUGUUCAGUCCACCAAACAGACCAUGAGCAUCUACGAGGCCAAAUCCAAAGGUCUUCUAACUCCUGGAACCUCCCUGGUUCUGCUGGAGGCUCAAGCUGCCACUGGAUUUGUCAUUGACCCAGUGAAGAACAAGAAGCUCUCUGUAGAAGAGGCAGCCGCUCAAGGUGUGGUUGGGAACGAGUGGAAGAACAAACUGCUUUCAGCAGAGAGGGCAGUCACUGGAUACAAAGAUCCCUACACAGGAAACACUAUUUCCUUGUUCCAGGCCUUGAAAAAGGAUCUAAUUGUCAAGGACCAUGGAAUUCGCCUUCUUGAGGCACAGAUUGCAACUGGUGGAAUCAUCGAUCCAGUGUACAGUCAUAGAGUGCCAGUAGAGGUGGCGUACCAGAGAGGAUACUUUGAUGAGGAAAUGAACCAGAUCCUCGAUGACCCUGACGAUGACACCAAGGGCUUUUUUGACCCCAACACACAAGAGAACCUCACCUACCUGCAGCUUGUGGAGAGGUGUGUGACAGACCCAGAUACUGGCCUUAGCUUACUCGUAAUUGUCAAAAAAGGAGAGUUUUACUUCUUCAUUGAUGAGCAAACCAAGAACAUUCUAAAGGCUAUGACAACAACUAAGGCCGGAGGCAAAUUUCAAGGACAGAAAGUGUCUCUAUGGGAUCUCCUCUACUCAAAAUACAUCACAGAGGAGAGAAGGAGAGAGCUUGUGCAGCAGUAUAAAUCUGGAGCAAUCCCUAUUGAACGCUUCAUGGAGAUUAUCCUAGCAAAUAUUCAACAAAAGACUACCACCACAAUAACCACAACAUCUUCAGUGACAACAUGCACACCACCACCUGAGACAAAGUCAGAGAAAACAACCAUUACCACAACAACCACAGAGACAAGCUUCCAUGGUAUCAGGAAGGAUGUCACCGCUGGCGAGCUGCUUGCCUCAAAAAUCAUUGACAAGAAACUCUAUGAAGACCUCAACACGGGAAAAGUCACAGUGAACCAAGUGAGUGAAAUGGACUCAGUACACAAGUACCUGGAGGGAACUAAUAGCAUUGCAGGUGUAUAUGUUCAGUCCACCAAACAGACCAUGAGCAUCUACGAGGCCAAAUCCAAAGGUCUUCUAACUCCUGGAACCUCCCUGGUUCUGCUGGAGGCUCAAGCUGCCACUGGAUUUGUCAUUGACCCAGUGAAGAACAAGAAGCUCUCUGUAGAAGAGGCAGCCGCUCAAGGUGUGGUUGGGAACGAGUGGAAGAACAAACUGCUUUCAGCAGAGAGGGCAGUCACUGGAUACAAAGAUCCCUACACAGGAAACACUAUUUCCUUGUUCCAGGCCUUGAAAAAGGAUCUAAUUGUCAAGGACCAUGGAAUUCGCCUUCUUGAGGCACAGAUUGCAACUGGUGGAAUCAUCGAUCCAGUGUACAGUCAUAGAGUGCCAGUAGAGGUGGCGUACCAGAGAGGAUACUUUGAUGAGGAAAUGAACCAGAUCCUCGAUGACCCUGACGAUGACACCAAGGGCUUUUUUGACCCCAACACACAAGAGAACCUCACCUACCUGCAGCUUGUGGAGAGGUGUGUGACAGACCCAGAUACUGGCCUUAGCUUACUCGUAAUUGUCAAAAAAGGAGAGUUUUACUUCUUCAUUGAUGAGCAAACCAAGAACAUUCUAAAGGCUAUGACAACAACUAAGGCCGGAGGCAAAUUUCAAGGACAGAAAGUGUCUCUAUGGGAUCUCCUCUACUCAAAAUACAUCACAGAGGAGAGAAGGAGAGAGCUUGUGCAGCAGUAUAAAUCUGGAGCAAUCCCUAUUGAACGCUUCAUGGAGAUUAUCCUAGCAAAUAUUCAACAAAAGACUACCACCACAAUAACCACAACAUCUUCAGUGACAACAUGCACACCACCACCUGAGACAAAGUCAGAGAAAACAACCAUUACCACAACAACCACAGAGACAAGCUUCCAUGGUAUCAGGAAGGAUGUCACCGCUGGCGAGCUGCUUGCCUCAAAAAUCAUUGACAAGAAACUCUAUGAAGACCUCAACACAGGAAAAGUCACAGUGAACCAAGUGAGUGAAAUGGACUCAGUACACAAGUACCUGGAGGGAACUAAUAGCAUUGCAGGUGUAUAUGUUCAGUCCACCAAACAGACCAUGAGCAUCUACGAGGCCAAAUCCAAAGGUCUUCUAACUCCUGGAACCUCCCUGGUUCUGCUGGAGGCUCAAGCUGCCACUGGAUUUGUCAUUGACCCAGUGAAGAACAAGAAGCUCUCUGUAGAAGAGGCAGCCGCUCAAGGUGUGGUUGGGAACGAGUGGAAGAACAAACUGCUUUCAGCAGAGAGGGCAGUCACUGGAUACAAAGAUCCCUACACAGGAAACACUAUUUCCUUGUUCCAGGCCUUGAAAAAGGAUCUAAUUGUCAAGGACCAUGGAAUUCGCCUUCUUGAGGCACAGAUUGCAACUGGUGGAAUCAUCGAUCCAGUGUACAGUCAUAGAGUGCCAGUAGAGGUGGCGUACCAGAGAGGAUACUUUGAUGAGGAAAUGAACCAGAUCCUCGAUGACCCUGACGAUGACACCAAGGGCUUUUUUGACCCCAACACACAAGAGAACCUCACCUACCUGCAGCUUGUGGAGAGGUGUGUGACAGACCCAGAUACUGGCCUUAGCUUACUCGUAAUUGUCAAAAAAGGAGAGUUUUACUUCUUCAUUGAUGAGCAAACCAAGAACAUUCUAAAGGCUAUGACAACAACUAAGGCCGGAGGCAAAUUUCAAGGACAGAAAGUGUCUCUAUGGGAUCUCCUCUACUCAAAAUACAUCACAGAGGAGAGAAGGAGAGAGCUUGUGCAGCAGUAUAAAUCUGGAGCAAUCCCUAUUGAACGCUUCAUGGAGAUUAUCCUAGCAAAUAUUCAACAAAAGACUACCACCACAAUAACCACAACAUCUUCAGUGACAACAUGCACACCACCACCUGAGACAAAGUCAGAGAAAACAACCAUUACCACAACAACCACAGAGACAAGCUUCCAUGGUAUCAGGAAGGAUGUCACCGCUGGCGAGCUGCUUGCCUCAAAAAUCAUUGACAAGAAACUCUAUGAAGACCUCAACACAGGAAAAGUCACAGUGAACCAAGUGAGUGAAAUGGACUCAGUACACAAGUACCUGGAGGGAACUAAUAGCAUUGCAGGUGUAUAUGUUCAGUCCACCAAACAGACCAUGAGCAUCUACGAGGCCAAAUCCAAAGGUCUUCUAACUCCUGGAACCUCCCUGGUUCUGCUGGAGGCUCAAGCUGCCACUGGAUUUGUCAUUGACCCAGUGAAGAACAAGAAGCUCUCUGUAGAAGAGGCAGCCGCUCAAGGUGUGGUUGGGAACGAGUGGAAGAACAAACUGCUUUCAGCAGAGAGGGCAGUCACUGGAUACAAAGAUCCCUACACAGGAAACACUAUUUCCUUGUUCCAGGCCUUGAAAAAGGAUCUAAUUGUCAAGGACCAUGGAAUUCGCCUUCUUGAGGCACAGAUUGCAACUGGUGGAAUCAUCGAUCCAGUGUACAGUCAUAGAGUGCCAGUAGAGGUGGCGUACCAGAGAGGAUACUUUGAUGAGGAAAUGAACCAGAUCCUCGAUGACCCUGACGAUGACACCAAGGGCUUUUUUGACCCCAACACACAAGAGAACCUCACCUACCUGCAGCUUGUGGAGAGGUGUGUGACAGACCCAGAUACUGGCCUUAGCUUACUCGUAAUUGUCAAAAAAGGAGAGUUUUACUUCUUCAUUGAUGAGCAAACCAAGAACAUUCUAAAGGCUAUGACAACAACUAAGGCCGGUGGCAAAUUUCAAGGACAGAAAGUGUCUCUAUGGGAUCUCCUCUACUCAAAAUACAUCACAGAGGAGAGAAGGAGAGAGCUUGUGCAGCAGUAUAAAUCUGGAGCAAUCCCUAUUGAACGCUUCAUGGAGAUUAUCCUAGCAAAUAUUCAACAAAAGACUACCACCACAAUAACCACAACAUCUUCAGUGACAACAUGCACACCACCACCUGAGACAAAGUCAGAGAAAACAACCAUUACCACAACAACCACAGAGACAAGCUUCCAUGGUAUCAGGAAGGAUGUCACCGCUGGCGAGCUGCUUGCCUCAAAAAUCAUUGACAAGAAACUCUAUGAAGACCUCAACACAGGAAAAGUCACAGUGAACCAAGUGAGUGAAAUGGACUCAGUACACAAGUACCUGGAGGGAACUAAUAGCAUUGCAGGUGUAUAUGUUCAGUCCACCAAACAGACCAUGAGCAUCUACGAGGCCAAAUCCAAAGGUCUUCUAACUCCUGGAACCUCCCUGGUUCUGCUGGAGGCUCAAGCUGCCACUGGAUUUGUCAUUGACCCAGUGAAGAACAAGAAGCUCUCUGUAGAAGAGGCAGCCGCUCAAGGUGUGGUUGGGAACGAGUGGAAGAACAAACUGCUUUCAGCAGAGAGGGCAGUCACUGGAUACAAAGAUCCCUACACAGGAAACACUAUUUCCUUGUUCCAGGCCUUGAAAAAGGAUCUAAUUGUCAAGGACCAUGGAAUUCGCCUUCUUGAGGCACAGAUUGCAACUGGUGGAAUCAUCGAUCCAGUGUACAGUCAUAGAGUGCCAGUAGAGGUGGCGUACCAGAGAGGAUACUUUGAUGAGGAAAUGAACCAGAUCCUCGAUGACCCUGACGAUGACACCAAGGGCUUUUUUGACCCCAACACACAAGAGAACCUCACCUACCUGCAGCUUGUGGAGAGGUGUGUGACAGACCCAGAUACUGGCCUUAGCUUACUCGUAAUUGUCAAAAAAGGAGAGUUUUACUUCUUCAUUGAUGAGCAAACCAAGAACAUUCUAAAGGCUAUGACAACAACUAAGGCCGGAGGCAAAUUUCAAGGACAGAAAGUGUCUCUAUGGGAUCUCCUCUACUCAAAAUACAUCACAGAGGAGAGAAGGAGAGAGCUUGUGCAGCAGUAUAAAUCUGGAGCAAUCCCUAUUGAACGCUUCAUGGAGAUUAUCCUAGCAAAUAUUCAACAAAAGACUACCACCACAAUAACCACAACAUCUUCAGUGACAACAUGCACACCACCACCUGAGACAAAGUCAGAGAAAACAACCAUUACCACAACAACCACAGAGACAAGCUUCCAUGGUAUCAGGAAGGAUGUCACCGCUGGCGAGCUGCUUGCCUCAAAAAUCAUUGACAAGAAACUCUAUGAAGACCUCAACACGGGAAAAGUCACAGUGAACCAAGUGAGUGAAAUGGACUCAGUACACAAGUACCUGGAGGGAACUAAUAGCAUUGCAGGUGUAUAUGUUCAGUCCACCAAACAGACCAUGAGCAUCUACGAGGCCAAAUCCAAAGGUCUUCUAACUCCUGGAACCUCCCUGGUUCUGCUGGAGGCUCAAGCUGCCACUGGAUUUGUCAUUGACCCAGUGAAGAACAAGAAGCUCUCUGUAGAAGAGGCAGCCGCUCAAGGUGUGGUUGGGAACGAGUGGAAGAACAAACUGCUUUCAGCAGAGAGGGCAGUCACUGGAUACAAAGAUCCCUACACAGGAAACACUAUUUCCUUGUUCCAGGCCUUGAAAAAGGAUCUAAUUGUCAAGGACCAUGGAAUUCGCCUUCUUGAGGCACAGAUUGCAACUGGUGGAAUCAUCGAUCCAGUGUACAGUCAUAGAGUGCCAGUAGAGGUGGCGUACCAGAGAGGAUACUUUGAUGAGGAAAUGAACCAGAUCCUCGAUGACCCUGACGAUGACACCAAGGGCUUUUUUGACCCCAACACACAAGAGAACCUCACCUACCUGCAGCUUGUGGAGAGGUGUGUGACAGACCCAGAUACUGGCCUUAGCUUACUCGUAAUUGUCAAAAAAGGAGAGUUUUACUUCUUCAUUGAUGAGCAAACCAAGAACAUUCUAAAGGCUAUGACAACAACUAAGGCCGGUGGCAAAUUUCAAGGACAGAAAGUGUCUCUAUGGGAUCUCCUCUACUCAAAAUACAUCACAGAGGAGAGAAGGAGAGAGCUUGUGCAGCAGUAUAAAUCUGGAGCAAUCCCUAUUGAACGCUUCAUGGAGAUUAUCCUAGCAAAUAUUCAACAAAAGACUACCACCACAAUAACCACAACAUCUUCAGUGACAACAUGCACACCACCACCUGAGACAAAGUCAGAGAAAACAACCAUUACCACAACAACCACAGAGACAAGCUUCCAUGGUAUCAGGAAGGAUGUCACCGCUGGCGAGCUGCUUGCCUCAAAAAUCAUUGACAAGAAACUCUAUGAAGACCUCAACACGGGAAAAGUCACAGUGAACCAAGUGAGUGAAAUGGACUCAGUACACAAGUACCUGGAGGGAACUAAUAGCAUUGCAGGUGUAUAUGUUCAGUCCACCAAACAGACCAUGAGCAUCUACGAGGCCAAAUCCAAAGGUCUUCUAACUCCUGGAACCUCCCUGGUUCUGCUGGAGGCUCAAGCUGCCACUGGAUUUGUCAUUGACCCAGUGAAGAACAAGAAGCUCUCUGUAGAAGAGGCAGCCGCUCAAGGUGUGGUUGGGAACGAGUGGAAGAACAAACUGCUUUCAGCAGAGAGGGCAGUCACUGGAUACAAAGAUCCCUACACAGGAAACACUAUUUCCUUGUUCCAGGCCUUGAAAAAGGAUCUAAUUGUCAAGGACCAUGGAAUUCGCCUUCUUGAGGCACAGAUUGCAACUGGUGGAAUCAUCGAUCCAGUGUACAGCCAUAGAGUGCCAGUAGAGGUGGCGUACCAGAGAGGAUACUUUGAUGAGGAAAUGAACCAGAUCCUCGAUGACCCUGACGAUGACACCAAGGGCUUUUUUGACCCCAACACACAAGAGAACCUCACCUACCUGCAGCUUGUGGAGAGGUGUGUGACAGACCCAGAUACUGGCCUUAGCUUACUCGUAAUUGUCAAAAAAGGAGAGUUUUACUUCUUCAUUGAUGAGCAAACCAAGAACAUUCUAAAGGCUAUGACAACAACUAAGGCCGGAGGCAAAUUUCAAGGACAGAAAGUGUCUCUAUGGGAUCUCCUCUACUCAAAAUACAUCACAGAGGAGAGAAGGAGAGAGCUUGUGCAGCAGUAUAAAUCUGGAGCAAUCCCUAUUGAACGCUUCAUGGAGAUUAUCCUAGCAAUUAUUCAACAAAAGACUACCACCACAACUACCACAACAUCUUCAGUGACAACAUGCACACCACCACCUGAGACAAAGUCAGAGAAAACAACCAUUACCACAACAACCACAGAGAUAAGCUUCCAUGGUAUCAGGAAGAAUGUCACCGCUGGCGAGCUGCUUGCCUCAAAAAUCAUUGACAAGAAACUCUAUGAAGACCUCAACACAGGAAAAGUCACAGUGAACCAAGUGAGUGAAAUGGACUCAGUACACAAGUACCUGGAGGGAACUAAUAGCAUUGCAGGUGUAUAUGUUCAGUCCACCAAACAGACCAUGAGCAUCUACGAGGCCAAAUCCAAAGGUCUUCUAACUCCUGGAACCUCUCUGGUUCUGCUGGAGGCUCAAGCUGCCACUGGAUUUGUCAUUGACCCAGUGAAGAACAAGAAGCUCUCUGUAGAAGAGGCAGCUGCUCAAGGUGUGGUUGGGAACGAGUGGAAGAACAAACUGCUUUCAGCAGAGAGGGCAGUCACUGGAUACAAAGAUCCCUACACAGGAAACACUAUUUCCUUGUUCCAGGCCUUGAAAAAGGAUCUAAUUGUCAAGGACCAUGGAAUUCGCCUUCUUGAGGCACAGAUUGCAACUGGUGGAAUCAUCGAUCCAGUGUACAGUCAUAGAGUGCCAGUAGAGGUGGCGUACCAGAGAGGAUACUUUGAUGAGGAAAUGAACCAGAUCCUCGAUGACCCUGACGAUGACACCAAGGGCUUUUUUGACCCAAACACACAAGAGAACCUCACCUAUCUGCAGCUUCUGGAGAGGUGUGUGAGGGACCCAGGCACUGGUCUUAGCUUUCUGUCUCUGAAUAAAUAAGCUUUAUAAGAUUUGUCGUAAAAUCGUCAUCAAAGAUGUGCAGAUAUAAUUCAGAAGUAUUUUCAUUAAAUUUUAUAUGCAUUCCAUUAUAUUUUAUUACAUGUAAUUGCUUUCGGUGUUGAUGGGGAGAUUUUUUUUGAAUAUCAUUUAAUAAAAGUGAUUUUUAAAGUGAA
Messenger RNA from Salvelinus fontinalis (brook trout), 39317 nucleotides. RefSeq lists its product as uncharacterized. Bases 412 to 39144 code for a protein of 12910 amino acids. The record is from RefSeq and is a predicted model, not a curated record. The transcript is spliced from 37 exons. Gene Ontology annotation, biological process: wound healing; intermediate filament cytoskeleton organization; hemidesmosome assembly. NCBI's taxonomy places the organism in Eukaryota, Metazoa, Chordata, Actinopteri, Salmoniformes, Salmonidae. Gene Ontology annotation, molecular function: structural constituent of muscle; ankyrin binding; structural constituent of cytoskeleton. Gene Ontology annotation, cellular component: perinuclear region of cytoplasm; intermediate filament; cytoplasm.